Molecule: messenger RNA, 1199 nt
Organism: Aaosphaeria arxii CBS 175.79
Lineage: Eukaryota; Fungi; Ascomycota; Dothideomycetes; Pleosporales
Exons: 1
Coding region: 167-1192 (341 amino acids)
Source: RefSeq, a predicted model, not a curated record
CCGCAUUGAGUACUGACCCUACUGUGGCCCCAGUUCAUUGGUAGAAAUGGUCACCUGGAUAACCAUAGCUAAAUGAUAUUUCACCACACACAAACCCAACUUCAACAUCUCUUACCCUUUCCCACAUUUCCCUCGCCACAAAUCUCCAACAACAUAUCAGCCCAGCAUGACCCGUCUUUUCGAAAUCGAUCCAUCAUGCAUCCCCUCCCACUUCACCCGCGUAGUCUACCUAAUUCCCCCAGAAAUCCUAGUCCGCCUCGGCCCAACCUUCCAAGAAGCCCUCGACAUGACUGUUCUCAGCCUCCAUACGGCCCUUAGCAAAGACCACCCCGGGAUCCGUCACUUCGGCACGGCGUACAGUAUCAGGAUCAUCACGAUCGUCCUGGACAUCGUCCCGGACCCAUCACUGCCCUCAGAUAGCACCACCGCCAGCAGCAGCAGCAGCAGCAGUAGUAAUCGAACCGAAAUCCUACACCUCCGAAGAGGAAGGCAAAGGCAAUGCCAACUGUUGGGGUUCCCGGACCCUGGACUGCGAUUGCGUGCCCGCGUCGACGAGCAGAUUGCAAUGAUCCUGAAGCGUCAUCCGGAAAUCGAAACUCCUAUCCUGUGUUCUCAGUACUGGGAUGGCGGGGGGGCGAAGGAUAGUGAUACCUACAAGAGAUUGGUUGAGGCGGGGGCCUCGUGGGAGAAGUGGGGAGUGCAUUGCGACAAGGUAAGUGAUAUAUCCCGUCAGGCCUUGUGUGGGGACAUUGCUUUUACUGACAAAGGUGGUAAGUUGAGGAAGAAAAGGGCGCAGUUCCGGCGCAAUUUGGCGAGACGACGGCUUGGUGUAGAGCGGGCGAAGGAGACCGUUCAAUCCGUUCCACCGGAUAAGGAGGCGACGGUGCCGCCGAGAGCACGUAGGAAUUGGAGCCAACUGGCUGCUGACAUCGGAAAAAUGAUGCAGAAUCAUCCAGUUCCACCGGUGAUGGAGUUCUCGUUGGAUCCAGGAUGGUACUCGUUGCAGAGUCGUUUUAGGACUGCCCUCGAAAAUCGGGCUAAAUCUUUGAUUCAAGAUUCACAAAGUAUCCCUCCAGGCGAAGCCAGUGAAAGCGCGAAGAUGAUGCGGGAUCGUCUCCUCGAAUGGUAUAAACGGGAGUUCGAAGGGAAAGCUGGAAAUGGUUCAGAGCCGGAACAUUCAGACCAACAAUAGUUGAUCU